AUGUUGAACUUUAUUAGGCCUAGUAGGAACAACAACAUAAAGUGUGCCUGCAGUCAUGUACAUUUGUCCGAUGAACAAUUAACCAAAGUUAUAAAGAAAUAUGAUUCCAACGGCAACAAUUACCUCAACAAAGAAGAUCUGAAGGAGUUGUUCCGGCAGCUAGGCUCCAACGCCCCGAGAUGGCGAGCUGCUCGAGCUAUUCACCAUGCUGAUAAGAAUGGCGAUGGACGUAUUGAUAUGACCGCGGAGUUAGAUCAACUUGUUAAGAACAUCAUACGAUGUACGUGUGGACAUGUACCUUUGACUGAAGUUCAAUUGACGAAUAUAUUCAAAAAAUGUGAUUUCAACGGGGAUGGCUACCUCACCAAGGAGGAUCUCACGGAGGCAUUCCGGCAGCUGGGGUCCACUUUCCCGGGAUAUCGAGCGGGCCGAGCCCUCCACCGGGCUGAUAAGAAUGGUGAUGGGCUUAUUGAUAAGAAAGAGUUGGAUAAACUUGUAGAGUCAUGUCUUGUACAAGUGGAGAUCGAUAUGGAUGCUUUUGAGUUUGCAGAGUGA
Messenger RNA from Solanum stenotomum, 555 nucleotides. RefSeq names its product calmodulin-like protein 2. The transcript has 3 exons. The record is from RefSeq and is a predicted model, not a curated record. Bases 1 to 555 code for a protein of 184 amino acids. Lineage: Eukaryota; Viridiplantae; Streptophyta; Magnoliopsida; Solanales; Solanaceae. Gene Ontology annotation, molecular function: calcium ion binding.